Messenger RNA from Cetraspora pellucida, 513 nucleotides. The record is from the annotation of a GenBank genome assembly. Lineage: Eukaryota; Fungi; Glomeromycota; Glomeromycetes; Diversisporales; Gigasporaceae.
AUGAGUGAUAAAGAAGAUGUUCUUGAAGAUUUAUUUUUUGAUUCUAAUUGUAAAACCAGUGAUAAUAUAUCAAUUGGUUCUAGUAAUAGGGCUGUUUCAACAGUUCAAGAAAAUCAACCUUAUGCAACAAAAAAAAGCAAAUUAGUGCAUAGGCAAAAAUAUGCAAAAUUCAAUGAUCAAGCUGAUGGUCAAAAAUUAAAAAAACUUCUUCUUUUAUCAUAUGAGUCAUAUUAUGCUACCUUAUCUAUUAUAUAUCCUUUAAUUGAAGCACUUAAAUUUAUAUUUGCUGAAUUCAAAAUAUUAAAUGAUGCUCAAGAUGAUGAACAAACUACUCCAAAUUAUAAACAAACAACAUCAAUAUAUACUACUUCCUUAAAUAGUAACAAUAUUUGUCAUAAUCGUUUACACUCUUCAAUUUUUGAUAUGUCUACUUCAACUUAUACUGCAUCUAAUCUUUUAGCUAAAUUAAAAUGCUACCUGGAUCCUACACAAACUCCUAUCACUAAAGAUAUU